UGCCCUCGGCACUCGUUGACGUCAGCCACAGUUUGAGGUAGAGAGAAGUCUCGCUGCGCUUCUAGCCGUGAUGCAAUCGCUGCCCUAGUCAGCCGUUGCGGACGGCUGGUAGUACCCUGCCGAGCCCAGUGGAGGGGCGAGUAUUAACUACAGUUUCAGACCUUGAUUUGGAAAGAUCAUAAUUAGCACAUUCAUUAAGGAUUCUGGAUUCACACUUCAAGACUGGCAAUCUUGUAUGCAGAGCACAAACGUGAAUAUGGCUUGACUAAUUCUUGGUCUGCGCAAAUAUUGCUAAUGAGUGUUCAGUGGACUGUAUUAAGAUCAGGGGGUUCUACUCUAGCACUGAGGAGCGGAACCCACAACAGCUUGAAAUCAGUGGAAAUAUUUCUCAGCAGUCAGACUCAUCAAAGCAGCAAUACAAAAUGAGUGGAUAUUCUGAACUUGCAAACAACCAUAGCCAAAUGAUUGCUGAGGAGACUGAUGGUCAAACCAAGCCUGAACAACAUCCAGAUACUCUUCAGGAGGACACUGAGAUGAGCAGUGGAUCAAGUGGUAAUGACUUCAGUGGAAAUGAUAUGAAUGAAAACUAUUCUACUGGCCAUGAUUCUCAUGGCAAUGAAUCUGAUGAAAAUGGGAAAGAUACAGCAAUGCUUAUGGAGUCUUUAGAUUGUCAUAAAAGCUCAAAUGCAUUUAGCCUGAUGAUUGCAGACUCUGAACAUAAUCCAUCUACCAGUGGAUGCAGCAGUGAGCAAUCCACUAAAGCCAAAACACAGAAGGAAUUGAGGAAAACAUUGCAGGAGCUGAAAGCACGCCUUCCUCCUGAAAAAAGAAUCAAAGGAAAAUCUAGUGUGCUGACAACAUUGAAAUAUGCACUUAAAAGCAUUAAACAAGUUAAAGCCAAUGAAGAAUAUUACCAGUUAAUGAUGAUUAAUGAAAGCCAUCCUUCUGGUCUUGAUGUGUCGUCCUAUAUGGUGGAGGAAGUUGAGAACAUUACUUCAGAAUACAUCAUGAAAAAUGCAGACAUGUUUGCUGUAGCUGUUUCCCUGAUUACUGGGAAAGUCUUGUACAUCUCUGAUCAAGCUGCCUCGAUUCUCCGCUGUAAGAGGGAUUUCUUUAAAAAUGCCAAAUUUGUGGAGUUCUUGGCACCUCAGGAUGUCGGUGUUUUCUACAGCUCCACUACCCCUUACAGAUUGCCAUCAUGGAGUAUUUGUAAUGGAGUUGAAUCUUCCACACAAGACUGCAUGGAGGAGAAAUCAUUCUUCUGUCGCAUCAGUGCAGGAAAAGAACAUGAAUAUAUCUUCUACCACCCAUUUCGUAUGACUCCUUACCUUAUCAAAAUACAAGAUACUGAGAAUGCAGAAGAUCAGCUUUGCUGUGUGUUGCUUGCAGAAAAGGUGCACUCUGGCUAUGAAGCACCCAGAAUUCCUCCUGACAAGAGAAUUUUUACAACUACGCACACACCAAGUUGUUUGUUCCAGGAUAUAGAUGAAAGAGCUGUACCUCUUUUGGGAUACCUACCUCAGGACUUAAUAGGAACCCCUGUUUUAUCGCAUCUUCACCCAAGUGACAGACCUCUAAUGCUAGCAGUUCACAAAAAAAUACUUCAAUAUGGUGGACAGCCUUUUGACUAUUCACCAAUCCGGUUCUGCACUAGAAAUGGGGAAUACAUAACUAUGGACACCAGCUGGUCUAGUUUCAUUAAUCCUUGGAGCCGAAAAGUCUCAUUUAUAAUUGGAAGACACAAAGUUAGGACUGGUCCCUUAAAUGAAGACGUAUUUGCUGCUCCCAACUACACAGAAGAUAAAAUCCUUCAUCCUAGCAUUCAGGAAAUCACAGAACAAAUAUACCGACUGUUGUUACAGCCUGUACACAACAGUGGAUCUAGUGGCUAUGGAAGCUUAGGUAGCAAUGGAUCACAUGAGCAUUUAAUGAGUAUAGCAUCAUCCAGUGACAGCAAUGGGAACAACAAUGAAGAGGCGCUAAAGGACAAGCAUGUGACCUGUCAAGAUGCACAUAUGGCCAGAAAUGAAGGACAACAUGUUUUCACUGAUAGAAGAGUGAAGCUGGAACAUAAGAAAAAGUCUUUUGGAGAAAAAACAAAUUGUUCCAGUGUUCCGAUGGAAGAUAUAACUGAAAAGGAUACUGUAGCCAUUGCUGCCCAUAAGAAUGUGCUUACAGAGGAACUGGCUUGGAAGGAACAGCCUGUGUAUUCUUAUCAACAGAUUAGUUGUUUAGACAGCGUCAUCAGGUACUUGGAGAGUUGCAGCAUACCUGGCACAGUAAAGAGAAAAUGUGAACCUUCAUCAAACAAUGCUGCUUCACUGAGUUCUGAUGAUCACAAGCAAAAAACAGCUGAUAAUGCCGUUAAGCCAUCAGGAGAAGAAAGAGUGCUGUUGAAAACUCAUAUAGACCCUGCUGUGUUGAAGACAUCUGAUAAAUCAAAUGGUCCUCCGGUAGUUGGUGCUCACUUAACCUCUUUGGCUUUACCUGGGAAACCAGAAAGUGUUGUAUCCUUCACCAGUCAGUGCAGCUACAGUAGCACCAUAGUUCAUGUUGGGGACAAAAAACCACAACCUGAAUUAGAAAUGAUAGAAGAUGGUCCUAGUGGAACAGAACUCUUAGAUAGUCAACUUCUUGUCCCUCCAUCCAGCACUAUACAUGCAAACCAGGAAAAAGAGCCAUUUAAGAAACUGGGACUUACAAAGGAAAUCCUUGCAGUGCACACACAAAAAGAAGAGCAGAGCUUUUUGAAUAAAUUCAAAGAAAUCAAAAGAUUCAAGAUUUUUCAAUCCCGCUGCAAUUACUACUUACAAGAUAGACCCAAAGGACGUCAUGGUGAACGUGGUGCUCGUGGACAAAGAAAUGGUACUUCUGGAGUAGAUCAGUCCUGGAGGAAAAGUGGAAAGAACAGGAAAUCAAAACCAAAACGAAUUAAACCACAGGAAUCCUCUGACAGUACAACUUCUGGACCCAAUCUCCCUCAUCAAUUUCCUCUGCAAGGCCUAAAUAGUACAGCUUGGUCACCAUCAGAUACUUCUCAAGCUAGCCAUUCAGCCAUGUCUUUCCCUGCUGUUAUGCCUGCAUAUCCACUUCCGGUUUUUUCAGCAGCAGGAACUGUGCCACCAGGUCCUGAGGCAUGCCUUUCUGGUUUCAGUGAUUUACCAGAUUCUGGAAAUAAUUGUCCUAUGCAGCCAUCACAGUUCUCUGCACCUCUUGUAACGCCAGUGGUAGCACUUGUGCUCCCCAACUACAUGUACCCUCAAAUGAACAAUAAUUUACCCCAGACACUUUACAAUGGCCAGCCUAACUUUUCUGCUAAUCCUACUUUCUCUUCACAGUCAGUGUUUUCAGCACUGCCGCCAUUAGCUGCCUCAAAUCCUUUCCCUCAACAGACAUUCUUUCCAACACAACCAUUCCAUUAUAAUACACCAGCAGAAAGUGAAAAGGCUCCUGCCAUGGAAUUACGAAAUGAUCCAUCCCGUUCCACGCCGCAGUCUCUUGGUCCUCAAGAUCAGGCCUCACCACCUUUGUUCCAGUCAAGGUGCAGUUCUCCUCUACAGCUAAACCUUCUGCAAUUAGAAGAAACCCCCAAAAGUGCUGGAAGUGGAGCUGCUGCUGGUUUACAUGGAGCUUUAAUUGAAGGAGAAGCCACAGGCAAACCCAUAACUGAUGACAGCAGCAGAAAAGGAUCCUCUCCUAUUGAUUCUCCAAUGGAAGCUCAAAAUAGCGAUUCUCUCUCUAUGUCCAGUGAUUUACUUGAUAUUUUACUUCAAGAGGAUACAUAUUCGGGCACUGGCUCAGCUUCAUCAGGAAGUGGUGUAUCAGCAGCUGCUGAGUUGUUGGGAUCUGGAUCCAACGGCUGUGGCAUAUCAGGGAGCAGAACAGGCAGUAGUGAGACAAGUCAUACCAGCAAAUAUUUUGGAAGCAUCGACUCCUCAGAAAAUAAUCAUAAUACAAAAAAGAACACUGAAAUGGAAAACAGUGAACAUUUCAUUAAAUAUGUCCUUCAGGAUCCUAUCUGGUUACUGAUGGCAAAUACAGAUGACUCUGUUAUGAUGACUUACCAGAUACCAUCCCGAAAUGUGGAAAUGGUUUUAAAAGAGGACAAACAAAAACUAAAGCAAAUGCAGAAAUUCCAGCCAAAGUUUACAGAAGAACAAAAAAGAGAGCUUAUUGAAGUUCAUCCAUGGAUCCAGAAGGAUAGACUUCCAAAAGCAGUUGCUAAUUCAGAGUGUAUUUACUGUGAGGUCAACACACGAAGCCGCUUUUAUACACCAUAUGACGAAGAAAUCCAUGAAAUGGAGCUUAAUGAAAUGAUUGAAGCCAGUGAAGAAAACAUCUUGGCUACCCUGAGUCAAAUCAGUGAAGAACAAACCUAA
Molecule: messenger RNA, 4379 nt
Organism: Emys orbicularis (European pond turtle)
Lineage: Eukaryota; Metazoa; Chordata; Testudines; Emydidae
Gene: PER2
Product: period circadian regulator 2
Exons: 24
Coding region: 423-4379 (1318 amino acids)
Biological process (GO): negative regulation of transcription by RNA polymerase II; entrainment of circadian clock by photoperiod; circadian regulation of gene expression
Cellular component (GO): nucleus; cytoplasm
Molecular function (GO): transcription corepressor binding; transcription cis-regulatory region binding
Source: RefSeq, a predicted model, not a curated record